Paramacrobiotus metropolitanus is the source of this 672-nucleotide messenger RNA. Its product is annotated as fatty acid-binding protein-like. Lineage: Eukaryota; Metazoa; Tardigrada; Eutardigrada; Parachela; Macrobiotidae. The transcript is spliced from 3 exons. Bases 70 to 471 code for a protein of 133 amino acids. Gene Ontology annotation, molecular function: fatty acid binding. Gene Ontology annotation, biological process: fatty acid transport. Gene Ontology annotation, cellular component: cytosol; nucleus. The record is from RefSeq and is a predicted model, not a curated record.
ACUGUAUCUUUCAUCUCCUGACUUUCUUGAAUUUUACUGUCUGCUAUUUCGAAUACUCCUCCCAACAAAAUGGCCAAAAUCGCCGGAAAGUACGAAUACCAGAAUGACGAUGGCAACUUCGAACAGUACCUCCGUGCCACCGGUUUGAGCGAGGAGCACAUCGAAAUCGGCAAACAGCUCCGUCCCACCCUCGAAUUCAGCAAGUCUGGUGAUGAGUACACCAUGAAGAUCACCAGCGAGGUCAUCAACAAGGACGUCAAGUUCAAGCUGAACGAGGAGGUCAACGAGAAGACCCCCAGUGGCAAGAACAUCAAGGCCACCUACACCUUGAACGGUGACCGUCUGGUCCAGAAGCAGACCUUGGAGAGCGGAUUCACCGCCACCAUUGAUCACGAAUUCCGUGAUGAUGGUCUGACCCUGACCUACACCUGGAACGGUGGAAAGGCCGUCCGCCACUACAAGCGCGUUUAAAUUCUGAACUUGUCACCUUAUUGCGCUUUCGAAUUGGCAAACAGUGACCGCCAAACACGUUGUCCAUCUCUAUGAUGGUCUGCGAAGCUUGAGAUCUUAUUGAAUGACCUUUAAUGCAUUUUCAGCUGCCGAAAAAACAACCCUUAACAGGGUAUAGCAUCUGGGCAACAAAAUGAAAAAAUAAAACAACAGUUCUGGUGA